This is a messenger RNA of Electrophorus electricus (electric eel), 955 nucleotides long. RefSeq names its product stathmin 1b (gene stmn1b). Gene Ontology annotation, biological process: regulation of microtubule polymerization or depolymerization; neuron projection development; microtubule depolymerization. Lineage: Eukaryota; Metazoa; Chordata; Actinopteri; Gymnotiformes; Gymnotidae. Gene Ontology annotation, molecular function: tubulin binding. Gene Ontology annotation, cellular component: neuron projection; cytoplasm. The record is from RefSeq and is a predicted model, not a curated record.
GCGCGAACAAGUGGUGCUGAGGCAGAGUGGAAUCUGCGCGCGAGUAGACUUUGGUAGAAGUGGUAUUUUUGCAGCAUCAGAGGUAUUUAAAAAAAGUCAAGGUUGAGAGCCCAAUGGCGUCCUCUGGAGAUAUUCAGGUUAAGGAGUUGGACAAGCGUGCUUCAGGGCAAGCCUUUGAGGUCAUUCUGAGCCCCUCAGCACCAGACCCUAAAGGAGAAUUCCCUUUGUCCACCCCCAAGAAGAAGGAGGUGUCCUUGGAUGAGAUCCAGAAGAAAUUGGAUGCUGCGGAGGAGAGACGCAAAAAUCAUGAGGCAGAGGUGCUGAAACACUUGGCUGAGAAGCGAGAGCAUGAGAAAGAGGUUCUUCAGAAAGCAAUGGAGGAGAACAACAACUUUAGCAAGAUGGCAGAGGAGAAACUGAACCUAAAAAUGGAAGCCAACAAAGAAAACCGCACAAAACAGAUGGCAGCAAUGAACGAGAAAUUUAAGGAGAAGGACAAGAAACUUGAAGAAGUCCGAAAGAAUAAAGAAACAAAAGAGGGUGGCGAGAAUGAGGAGAACUGAGUUUUCUGUGUUUUUGUUUUUUGGCUCUGUUCACUUUAGGGGAUAGUACUGGGUUUUUUACGUAUCCAAAGAUUUAUUUUUGUUCCAUUAUAUGGCCCGUAUUAUGUGCUUGAUUUGUGUCCCUCACACUUUUUUAAUCUUAGGGCAGAAGCAGGUGCGCUGUCUUUUUUACUAUCCCACAUCCUUUGCAUCCCUAUCACAUAUAAAUUUGUCCAUUUGCAGCUUUUGACCUGUAAAAUAAGCAGUGUUUUACCCUAAAGGGAAGCAUGCAUGUGUUAUGCAUAGGUCUCUAACUUUGUCUGUUGCAUUGUGCAAAUUGACUUGUACCUGUGUAUGUCAAAACUGCAUUUAUUUCAGCUUAAUAAAGUGCAAAGUUGUUUGUUAUGGUAACA